Fonsecaea monophora is the source of this 1287-nucleotide messenger RNA. RefSeq lists its product as hypothetical. NCBI's taxonomy places the organism in Eukaryota, Fungi, Ascomycota, Eurotiomycetes, Chaetothyriales, Herpotrichiellaceae. The record is from RefSeq and is a predicted model, not a curated record. The transcript is spliced from 4 exons. The coding region runs from base 1 to 1287 and encodes 428 amino acids.
AUGGCCACCUUGAUACCAAUGGACUCCUUCUGGACCGUCCUGGUCUUGUGUACUGCCUUUCUCUCGCUGUGGGUUACGCCAUCUCAAGGUCUCGACAUUUCUUACUGCUCUCCGGACAACAACGCCGGCAGCUACCAAGGCCACUACAACGAAUUUCAAUCUAAUGGAGCUUGUCAACUGCAAUGUCAAGGUUCUUUUGCCUUUGCGGUUCUGCAGGGAUACUACUGCUGGUGCUCCAACUACGUCCCUUCGGAGCAAGAAAGCACGUAUAACUGCAAUCAGCAAUGUCCUGGCUUUAACUCGGAAUGGUGUGGCAACACCGACUCUGAUCUCUAUGGAUAUUACCUUUUGAGUGCCGGAGUCCCCCUAGGAACCUCUGGUUCGACUGCCGUUACACCGUCUACAACCUCUUCCUCUUCCUCAAGUUCAUCUUCGUCGGUUAGUAUUGCCACCUCCACCUCCGCCGUCACUUCCACUCCUGCAUCUGCAUCCGCAUCCACGUCCUCCUUGGAUACUGGGUCCCCCACAUCUUCCCCUACUCCUGGUAACUGGAAAACCUCCCGCUCCUCCUCUUCUGUGGUAACAUAUGGAUCGUCUCAGAGUUCUGAUGUGGCUGGCGUUGUGACUUGGUCAAGCGACAGCUCGAUGAACCCAGUGGACCCCGCUUCUCCCACGACCUCUCCUCCGUCGAUGACGAGUCCAAGCUCGAGCAAUGCAAUGCCCACCGACAUAUACACAAGUGUCACCACUGUAACAGGUGAAGUUCGCACGGUGGUUGUGACGCCAUCCGCAGCUGCGACCUCAGAUGCCACACUCGGUCAGAGUUCUACCCAAGGCAGCGGCGUUAGUACCGGCAAAGUCGUUGGCAUAGUGCUUGGCGUGGCUUUGGGCAUCGGCGGCUUAAUCGGCGGCGCAGUGUACCUCUGGUUUCGCAAACGUCACAAGAAGUUACAGCAGGAGCAUGGACCGGAGACGGCGUACGUUCCUCGAACGGGCGACAGCUCGCCCUCCAACAAUGUUCCAUCACGGCAAGUUAGUCAGUUGUCGUCUUCAGGGUUAUUAGGGACCAAGAUUCCCCGCGUCAACACGUCAGGUUUGACUUUGGCAAACGAUCUGCGCAGUGUCGACACUAGCUCGACGGCUUUCGAUCGUCGUAGCCUGGGCACCGAUCAGAGACUGAACCCAUAUGCAUUGUACAUCCACGAUGAGAGUCGCCUUAGCAAUGUGUCUCUGCAAGACAACCAGGAUUAUUCCAGGCAGUUACGGGUUGCAAACCCUGACCCCUGA